This is a messenger RNA of Musa acuminata subsp. malaccensis (wild Malaysian banana), 1353 nucleotides long. Its product is annotated as WAT1-related protein At1g21890. Gene Ontology annotation, molecular function: transmembrane transporter activity. The record is from RefSeq and is a predicted model, not a curated record. Lineage: Eukaryota; Viridiplantae; Streptophyta; Magnoliopsida; Zingiberales; Musaceae. Gene Ontology annotation, cellular component: plasma membrane.
AGAGGUGGUAGAGGACGUAGAAGACGAGGCCAUGGCUCUUGGUAAUGCUUGGAAGAGUGCGAAGCCAUACUUGGCCAUGGUUUUCCUGCAGGUGGGUUAUUCCGGGAUGUACGUGGUCUCCGUCGCCUCCCUCAAGCGCGGCAUGAGCCACUACGUGCUUGUCGUGUACAGGAAUGCUGUGGCUGCAGCCGUCGUUGCUCCCUUUGCUCUGUGGUUUGAACGGAAAACGAGGCCCAAGAUGACACUUCCCAUCUUCCUCAAGAUAAUGGCUAUGGGAUUAUUGGAGCCUGUGCUCGACCAAAACUUCUACUACAUGGGCGCCAAGAACACAUCGGCAAGCUUCUCCUCUGCCAUCUACAACGUAUUGCCUGCUAUGACUUUUGUCAAUGCCAUUAUCCUUAGGAUGGAGAAAAUUGAUAUCAAGAAGCGACGUAGCCAAGCGAAGGUUGUCGGUACUCUGGUGACGGUGAUCGGUGCACUGCUCAUGAUACUGUACAAAGGCCCGGCCAUCGAGUUUAUAUGGACGAAGGGAAGGAGCCAUCACGCCGACGACGGUAGCCAAAACCAAAGCCACUGGCUUGUCGGCACGUUCAUGCUCUUGUUCAGUUGCUUCUGCUGGUCUGCGUUCUUUAUACUGCAGUCGCAUACCUUGAAGUCCUAUCCUGCAGAGCUCUCCUUGAGCACCUUGAUAUGCCUCACGGGUGCAGGACAAAGUGGAGCCCUUGCUCUCGUGAUGGAGCGCAGUGCCCAGCCUUGGUUGAUAGGAUUUGACACGAGACUCUUCACGGCCGUUUACUCCGGAAUAAUGUGCUCUGGAAUUGCCUAUUACGUUCAAGGGAUGGUGAUGAAGGAAAGAGGCCCUGUCUUCGUCACAGCCUUCAACCCUCUUUGCAUGAUCAUAACAGCUAUAAUGGGCUCCAUUAUUCUAGCAGAGGAUAUCACCCUGGGAAGACUUUUGGGUGCAGUCAUAAUAGUCAUCGGUCUGUACUUCCUCAUAUGGGGUAAGGGCAAGGAUCACUUGGCGCAACCCUCAGAGACCAUCGCGAAGGACGCGGCACUCGUGCUGCCGAAGGUUGCAGACGAUGCCAACAAGACGACUUCGAUCGACCACGUCACUGUCAUCGACGUCCAACCUUCGAAGCAUCCCUAAAGGCAAAUAAGCUCCGGUUUCUCUACGUAACUAAGCAUCCAUCACCUAUCUUAGCUCUCGCUGUAGGAAAACAUACUCAAUACUGAAACGAAGAAGAUGACUCGGAUCGGAUACAGCUUUAUAGUGUCGAAUGUUCGCUAUGCGUGAACAAUGAUACGAGUAAUAUGCUUGUAAUUUUUGUCGUUAGCUGUUACUAUCAUGAU